This is a messenger RNA of Tigriopus californicus, 2838 nucleotides long. It is a transcript of the gene sip1, whose product is annotated as tuftelin-interacting protein 11-like. The transcript has a single exon. Gene Ontology annotation, biological process: spliceosomal complex disassembly. NCBI's taxonomy places the organism in Eukaryota, Metazoa, Arthropoda, Copepoda, Harpacticoida, Harpacticidae. Gene Ontology annotation, molecular function: nucleic acid binding. Gene Ontology annotation, cellular component: U2-type post-mRNA release spliceosomal complex. Bases 61 to 2625 code for a protein of 854 amino acids. The record is from RefSeq and is a predicted model, not a curated record.
GUACAGGCGUCAGCUGACCCUUUCAGUGAACAAAAACAUCUUUCUAGCUAAGAGAGCAUCAUGGCCAACGAAGAUGAAGUCCUGGCCUUCACCAUCACCGACCAAGACUUGGCCGAUGAGAUGCACCUGGGCUUUGGCUUUGGCCGAUCCAGUCGUAAGCGUGGCAGCCAGAAUCGAGCCAUUUACGGCGUGUGGGCCGCGGAUUCCGACGAGGAAGACGCCGAUGACCACCAAGUCCAGGGACGGGCCAGUUUGAAGAAGGGCUACACUGGUCCGGUAGGAUUCGUUUCGGCCGGGAUUCAAGGCGCUCAACCUGAGCCCGCAUCAAUUUCGGACGACGAAGGGGCCGCUGAGUCGCGCUUGGGACCCGAGGGGCGGACCCAACCUUUGGAUUCGAGUGAUGAGGACGAGGGAUCGUUUCGAAUGCGGCCGGGCCAUCGAGCCGCCCCCAGUCACCACCCAGCCCAGUUGGAAGCAGUGGCUGGCCAAAUGGCCGGUCUGCGCACCGCCCAGUCCCACGCUCGUCAAGGCGAUGUCCGCUUGGGACGGGGAUUUGGGGAUUGGGAGAAGAAUACGCGCGGGAUCGGAUCCAAGUUGUUGCUCAAGAUGGGUUAUCAAGUGGGAAAAGGUUUGGGAAAGUCUCUCCAAGGUCGAUCGGACAUCGUGGAGGCUCAUUUGCGCCGAGGUCGCGGUGCUAUUGGGGCCUAUGGACGCGAAGGAGGUGGACCCAAGGCCACCGCCGCAGCCGCCGCAGCCGCCACGGUGGAUUCGGAAGAAGAGGAGGAUCGGCAAUUUCGGCAAGCCCGCAACCAAUGGCGAAAAGAGGCCAGUGGUGGAUCUCGAACCCGCGUCAAGACCGUGUACAAAAGCGCUGACCAAAUUCUAGCCGAAGGUCAAUGGCGGAAGAUCCAGCCAGAGGCUCCGGCGGCCUUGAAUCGCGUGAAAGUGAUCGAUAUGACGGGUCGCGAACAGCGGGUACUCAGUGGUUAUCACGCCAUCAGUGCUCAGCAAUUGCCCGAUGAUGAGAUCGAACCAGAUCAGGUCGAGUUCGCCAUCCCUGAGCUGAUGCAUAACAUGGAUUUGUUGGUCAAACACUGUGAGGAAGAUAUCAUCCAAGCCGAUCGAAAGCUGAAACAUCACCGCAACAAUGUGGAGCUUCUUCAAAAGGAGGAAGAAAAGCUGUCCGUUUUGGUUGAGCGCGAGUCCAAUGUCAUCCAGUCUCUGGAAUCCGUGCUAACCAUCGUGGAACAGAUCGAAAGCCUCCAUGAAAGCGCUCAGCUGGAUUUGGUCACGGCUCAAGCUCUAUUUCAACGGAUGAGUACCGAGUUUCCGGCCGAGUACCAAGACUACGGCUUGCCCCAUAUUGCCGUCACCGUGGUUAGUCCAUUGCUCAAGGCCGAGAUGAAUGAGUGGGACGUCUUGGCUCAACCCUCGCGGUAUCGACCUCUCUGGUUACAAUGGAAGGCAUUGUUAAACACUAGUGGUGGCACGCCCAUAUCAUCAGUCCAACACGAAGCCGAUCCUUUCUAUAACUUGCUAUGGGAAUCCUGGAUGAUCCAUGUCCGCUUGGCCAUUCAAAAGUGGGAUGCACGCAACCCUGACCAACUCAUUGAUUUUCUCAAAACUUGGACCCCGGUUGUUCAUCCCAGCAUUAUGGAAAACAUUCAGAACCUCGUUGUUCUUCCCAAGCUCCAAAGCACCGUCGAAUCAUGGAACCCCAUGUCUGAUCCCAUUCCGAUUCAUGCUUGGACGCAUCCGUGGUUAGAGGUUUUAGGGCAACGCUUGGACGUUGUGUUUCCCACCAUAAAGAACAAGUUGUCCGCCGCACUCACGGCCUGGCAUCCCUCGGACCGUAGUGCCCGUCUUAUUCUUUUGCCGUGGGUGGAUGUUUUUGACUCGGCAUCCAUGUACGCCUUUCUUCUCAAGAACAUUGUACCGAAAUUGGAAAAGGUGUUUGCCAGCUUUGAGAUUAAUCCGAGCCAACAAAACAUGGACGUUUGGGAAUGGGUCAUGGAUUGGGAUGGGUUCUUGCCUUCACCCACCAUUGUCAAUAUACUGGAGAAAAUCUUUUUCCCCACAUGGCUUAAGGUCUUGGCCCAAUGGCUCAACCAUAAUCCCAACUAUACCGAAGUCACGCGCUGGUUUGAGGGUUGGAAAUCCGAAUUGGCUAGUUUAAAGGACGUCCUUAAACAUCAACAGAUUUGGACAUUCCUCGGCCAUGCUCUGGAAAUGAUGGUGCGAGCCGUCUCUGGGGGUACGCCAAUGUCUUUACAACCCGGUGCGAUGGAGGCCAUGCAAUACCUGAAGACCAGAGAAAUGUCCGGCAAACCGUCCUUCCGCCCAACACCGCCCCCGAUGGCAGCCCCCACCAAUUUGACGUCCACUGGAUCAUCAGUUGGAGCAUCGUCACUGCCGUCAGCCUCUGUAGGCUUCAAAGAUCUUGUAAUCCGAAGGUGCGAAGAGCAUAAUUUAACAUUUGCCCCCCGUCAUGGUCGAACCUACCAAGGCAAACAAAUCUAUCAAUGCGGUCGGAACAUGCUGUUUUUGGAUAACAAUGUCAUCUUCGUUCAAAAGAAAGGGGCAUGGGUGCCAUCAUCCCUAAAUGACUUGAUGGAUUCUUCGUGAGAUGGGCAUGAAAUAAAAUGGGCGAGUUCGUGACGUUUUGACGAAAGCAGAACGCUUAUUAUCUCAUUUACUUAUUCUAUGUUGGAUUUCAAGUGCCAAGUCUUCAAGUUUUGUUCUUUUAUGUUUCAAUCAAGUUGGAAAAUACCUCAAAAGUAUCAGCCGUUGGGAGGAGAAAUAGAUAUUCUGUGAAUAGAAAGUCAUCUUCAAACUCAA